AUGUCCUCAAUAGCAAUCGCUCGUAUAAUAGAAUUCCCCGAAGUGCCUCGACUGAGGCGACAUCAGAUGCCCGCUUACAUGAGCCUUCUCGGCUCUCCAGAUCGACCCCAUCCACCAAUUGCUAAUUUCUCCAACCUUCCCAAAGCCUUCGGUGUGUGCGUCUAUGCUUUUAUGUGCCACCACUCCCUGCCUGGUGUCAUCACGCCCAUUGACAAGAAGCAGCGCCUCUUCUCCUCUAUAAUGUUGCCUGUCUACCUCCUUAUCUACUUCUGCUACCUUCUCCUUUCGGGCACUGGUAUCACCGCCUUCGACUACAUACACGACCUUUACACCCUCAAUUUUGUGCCGUCAAAUGAUCCCACCCUUCGGCCUGGAUGGCUCCUACUGCUGUUGGAGUACUUCCUCGCCCUUUACCCUGCCUUCGCUCUCUCAUCCAAUUUUCCGGUCUUGGGGACAACAUUGUCAAAUAACCUGAUCGCAAUUUUUCUUGCACUCCUGCCCCCUGGUCGAAUGGUCAGCUUGGUCAUCAGAUGGUGUGUGCCGUUUUUGGCGUUAAUUCCGCCAAUUUUGAUAGCUUUGGCAGUGAAUGAUGUGGGACAAUUAGUGAGCGUAACCGGAGCCUUUGGCGGCAUUUUUAUAAUGUACGUCUUUCCCGUGGUGCUGGUGUUUUAUGCAAGAAGAGCUUUGCAGGCCAAAUUCAAAUCAGAGACCCCAAAUGACGAGUCUGUGGUGGUCGACCAGAGGGGGCGUUGUACGGUCAAUCGAUUGGGUGGUCGCGAUAGUGGGUUGGAAGGCAUACAAUGCGAGGUGGCGCGCCCGUCAAUCAUUCAACGGGACCAAUCUGGAGGCGCGGGUUAA
Molecule: messenger RNA, 858 nt
Organism: Echinococcus granulosus
Lineage: Eukaryota; Metazoa; Platyhelminthes; Cestoda; Cyclophyllidea; Taeniidae
Product: Transmembrane protein
Exons: 2
Coding region: 1-858 (285 amino acids)
Source: RefSeq, a predicted model, not a curated record